CCUCAUAGAUCCGACCUAUAAAAAUUCCUAUGCGCCGGUUAAAUGAAACCAACCGGCUGACGUGGCAACUCUCAUUGGACUACCCAUCGCAGAACCAGCUCCUGUCCGAUCUCCGCUUCGACGGGAACGUCAUUGAUGAUGACGACCUCCUUGAGAUGGAGCCGCCUAAGCUGUCUCUUUAUCUGUUGUUUAUCACUCCCUCUGCAGUUCAUCGCGAUCUCUUCGGCCUCACUGUCCCAGGAUUCUGAAGCAUCUGCAGCUUCAAGAAACUUGGGGCUAGAGCAAGGUGGUUCACAUGAAGUCCACUGUUCGAGGGAAAGGAGCAGAGCUGCUUCCAAAAUUAUAGAUGAGUAUCUCACGCCCUUCCUAGAAAAGGAGAGAUAUCAACUUUCGACAAACUGUAGACUCCACCAUGAAAAUAACCUGUACAGGGAUCAGGAACAGCACAAGAUCCAUACCGAUAUAAAUGAGUGGAAGUGUGGGUACUGUAGAAAGAGAUUCUACGAAGAGAAAUAUCUCGAUAAGCAUUUCGACAACAGGCACUAUGAUAUGUUGAAUACGAGCCAUGGAAGGUGUUUGGCAGAUUUAUGUGGAGCAUUGCAUUGUGAUUAUGUGAUGGACUCCACACCAAAGAAGUCCAAGUGCAACCCUGCUGCUGCGGCAAGGAACGGACACUUAUGUGAGAGCCUAGCAGAUACUUGUUUCCCAGUUAAUCAAGGUCCUUCAGCAAGCCGUCUUCAUGAAUUUUUCUUGCGCCAAUUCUGUGACGCUCACACCUGCUCUGGAAGCCGAAAACCCUUCUCAAGGGGACGCAGGAAGAGGAGGAGUGCGUUCUAUAUUGUCAUCUCCAUUUUGGUUCUUCUGCUGCUUCCUCUGUUCUAUAUCUUUAUCUACUUGUAUCAGAGGGGAAUCAGAAGUGGCACACAAGAUCUUAAGCGCAUCUCGCGGACCACACGGAAGAAAAAGCCCUCAUAGACAUCCCAUUACGAGUUUCGAUUACAAUUUCAUUGUAAAGAACACAUUUGUAGUGGAAAAAAUGCAUUUAAAGGAUCUUCUGUCGAGCAAGAGUUUGAUAUUCGUUUGGUUGAGUCUUCUAGGUAGUGAUUGUUUCAAGGGUAA
Punica granatum (pomegranate) is the source of this 1119-nucleotide messenger RNA. NCBI's taxonomy places the organism in Eukaryota, Viridiplantae, Streptophyta, Magnoliopsida, Myrtales, Lythraceae. The record is from RefSeq and is a predicted model, not a curated record.